GCCCCAAAGAGUCUCCCAUUUCUUACUGUGGCGAUGGCCGCAGGCGAGCGGAACUCAUGGCGGCUGCGGACCGGCCCUUACCUCGGCGAGAUCUCCGCCCUCUCAUUCAUCCCACUCUCUCCUCGCAUGUCCUCCUUUCCCCUUCUCCUCGCAGGAACUGGAUCUGAGCUUCUGGUUUACGAUGUCGAAUCUGGGAAACUCAUCAACACCUUCCAGGUGUUCGAAGGUGUUCGCGUUCAUGGCAUCUCUUUGCGAUCUCCUGACACAAAGGAGGAUUUUUUCUCUUCGGAGGCUGAUCACCUUGUUGCCGUCUUCGGGGAGCGGCGAGUUAAGCUCUUUUUCUUGCGUGUUGACGUGGGGUUGACUGAUCGUGCCGGCGGCGAGUUGAGCGUGAGGCUGGAUUUGGUCCAGCGCUUGCCUGGGUUUGAUCACUGGAUCUUGGAUGCGUGUUUCUUGAAGGAGGACGAGCUUCUUGCAAUGGGGCUCAGUGACAACUCUGUAGCGUUGUGGGACCUUACGAGUUCUGCCGUGGUUGCCCGAGUGACGUCUUCAGAGAGGUGCCUCUUGUAUUCGAUGAGAAUGUGGGGAAAUAGCUUAAAGGUUCUCCGAGUAGCGUCAGGAACAAUUUUUAAUGAGAUUAUAGUUUGGAAGUUAAUUCCAGAAUCUCCACCUUCUUCUCCUGCUAUUUUGAUGGAGCAUCCUUGUCGCAACACAUCCAGCUGUGCAAUUACUCAGAUUGAUGGCAGGAAUUAUGUAGCGUUUCAUUUGAAUAGACUCAUUGGACAUGAAGGCUCGAUUUUUCGUAUGGCCUGGUCAUCUGAUGGAACAAAACUGAUGUCUGUUUCUGAUGAUCGUAGCGCUCGUAUAUGGAUAAGUGCGGGCCAAGAGCAAGAAUUUGAUAAUUUCAAGGAGUUUUCAUCUGACCUCAUAUUGUUUGGUCAUAAUGCUAGAAUUUGGGACUGCUAUAUGUCUCAUUCUGUAGUAAUUACAGCUGGCGAGGACUGUACAUGUCGAGCUUGGGGAAUGAAUGGUAACCUAUUAAUGAUAUUCAAGGAACAUAUUGGAAGAGGCAUAUGGCGGUGUUUGUAUGAUCCAGAUUCUUCACUUCUUGUUAGUGCGGGAUUUGAUUCUACAAUCAAAGUGUAUCAACUCUAUUCUUCUUCAUCUAUGGAGACAAGAGAACAAGGUGGCUUAAUAGAUGAUCUAAAGGACCAGAGAGAAAUUUUUGAAAUUUGUGCUCCUAAAUUAACAAAGCAGCUUGGUCUGAUGGACAGCAAAAGUGAGUAUGUUAGAUGCAUACGGUUUACUCGAGAGAAUAUACUUUUUGUCGCUACGAAUAAUGGGUAUUUGUAUCAUGCUGAAUUGUCCAAUCCUGGGAAUGUAAAGUGGACUGAACUUAUCCAAGUAAGUGAAGCACAGAUUAUUUGUAUUGAUAUAUUGUCCAGAAACUUCUCAGAGUUCUCUUUAGAUGCGGAAGAAAUUGUUGCAAUUGGAGAUGGUAAUGGAAAAGUGACAGUUGUCAGUCUGACCAAUGGAGACCAUGCCCCCAAAGUGUCAUUAUCUUUUUCUUGGUCAGCAGAAAUGGAGAGACAACUGCUAGGAGUCCAUUGGUGCAGAUCAUUGGGUAGUAGCUAUAUUUUUACAUCGGACCCUAGAGGAAUGCUGAAGUUAUGGAAAAUUAAUAAGGAUUCAUUACAAUCUAAUUCUCAAAACACCACCAGAGGUCCCAGUGCAUUUCUUCUUGCAGUGUUCGCAUCAAGUUUCAGACAUCGAAUCAUCUGUAUUGAUGCAUUGAGUAAAGAAGAGAUUCUUAUAUGUGGUGACAAACGUGGAAAUAUUACUCUUUUUCCUUUGUCGGAGGAACUGAUGGUAGCAAACCAUGAGGAUGUAAUGAAGAAUAUCACUUCACUUGAUCAUUUUAAAGGUGCCCAUGGCAUAUCUAGCGUCACCAGUAUUUACAUUGCCAGAUCAUACUUCAACCAUGUUGAAAUACAAACGACUGGAGCAGAUGGAUGCAUUUGUUAUUUUAAAUACGAUAAAAUCCAUCAUAAAGUUGAGUUCCUUGGGAUGAAGCAAGUGAAAGAAAUAAGUAUGAUUCAAUCUGUAUUUUCGAGCUCCAACUCGGAGGACAUGGUGCUGGGCAAUUAUGCAGUUGGUUUUACCUCUGUGGACUUCAUCAUGUGGGAUCUAACAAAUGAGACAAAGACAAUAAAAAUUCCUUGUGGUGGAUGGCGCAGGCCAUAUUCUUUUCAUUUUGGGGCAGUUCCAGAGCAUCAAAAUUGUUUUGCAUAUCUGAAGGACCAUAUUAUUCAUGUUCAUAGGCUUUGGGUGGUUGCUGGGGAAAAGUUAUUUCCUAAAGUGUUGCAUAUGCAAUAUCAUGGAAGAGAGAUACAUUCUUUAUGUUUCAUUUCACUUGGUCUCAUAUCAAAGAUAAGUAAAGGUUGUCAUUCAUGGAUUGCAACAGGUUGUGAAGAUGGAAGUGUGCGGCUGGCAAGAUACUCACCUACUGAAAUGGGAGGCUGGUCUGAGUCAAUAUUGCUUGGUGAACAUGUUGGUGGAUCAGCUGUGAGGUCUAUAUGCUUCAUCCCAAAGAUAUAUACCUUCGGAAGUCAAAUACACAAUACCUCUAAUGGAUGUGCAUACCAUACUUCGGCCAAUAGUAAUGAAGAUCAACUUUUAUUGCUUUCUGUUGGUUCCAAGCAAGUCCUGACUUCUUGGGUCUUGCGAAAUAGUACAGCAGAAAACAGGGAUUCUAAAUAUUUAUCUGAUCCUUCCAAAUUUCAGUUCUCAUCAGUAUCUUUUCAGUGGCUCUCAACUCAUAUGCCACAGAAGUUCGCUAAUAGUCGAAGAAAAGUGGCAAAGCCAAUAAAACUUUCUGAGGAAGGAAGUUGUUCAGAAAAGACAAGCACAGAAUCUGAUCAAAUUUCCAGAUUAAUGUCAAGUGAGUGCAGAAAAGACAAGCAUGAUUGCACCUUUGUGGAUCAGAUUGAUAAUGACUGGAGAUACCUGGCUGUCACUGCUUUUCUUUUGAAACAUGUGAAUAGCAGGUUUACAGUAUGCUUCAUUGUGGUUGCUUGUUCUGAUGCAACAGUUAUGUUAAGGGCUCUUCUUUUGCCUUAUCGGUUGUGGUUUGAUGUUGCUUUGCUGGUUCCAACAAAGUCCCCAAUACUAUCGCUGCAGCAUAUAGUUGUUACUGACUCUGCCCAAAUUGGAAAUGCAUAUUUCCUUAUAAGUGGAUCUACUGAUGGAAGCAUUACCUUCUGGGAUCUCACAGAGGCAGUUGGGUUCUUUAUGCACCAAGUCUUGGAUGUUCAACCACAGAUGUUUAUUGAUUGUCAGAGACGACCACAAACAGGGAGAGGAAGCCAGGGUGGAAGACGGUGGAGAUCAUUGGCGAAUCUAUCUUCUGAGAAGAGAUCCAGAAAUUCUGAGGGCAUUAACAAUGUUACCAAUCUGAAUGAUUGUGAAAAUGGAUUUGAAACUUCAUCUACCUCAGAGAAUGAUCAGACAAUCUAUCCAUUAGGCAUAAAGCUCAACUUGGCAUCUGAGUUACAUGAAAUACAGCCAUUGCACGUGCUAAAUUCAGUACACCAGUCUGGUAUCAACUGCUUACAUGUUUCUAAAAUGGAAUGUCGGGGCCCAAAAUCCGAGAGAGCUUACUGUGUCAUAAGUGGUGGGGAUGAUCAGUCUCUGCACUUACUUGGCUUUAGCUUGCAAGUAGAACUGACUGACCAAGGUUGUGAGCGUAGUAAACCAACAUGUAGAAAUCAUAUAGAGGAUGCCACUUGUUAUCACCCAUCAGGUUCUAGCUUUGUCAGGGAGUGCUCUGAUUGCACUGCAGAUAAAGAUAACAAGCUUGAUAUACUUUUUCAAAAUAGGAUUUCAUCAGCCCACAGCUCAGCAGUAAAAGGUGCUUGGACUGAUGGCACUUGGGCAUUCUCUACUGGCCUUGAUCAACGAAUCAGGUGCUGGAAGAUAGAUGAUUCGUGUGGGAUCAGGGAGUGUGCCAGCGUGAUCGUCAGCGUACCGGAGCCAGAGGCACUUGAUGCCAUAAUCUGUGACAGUGAAAGGAACAGGUAUCAGAUUGCAGUAGCAGGAAGGGGCAUGCAAAUGGUCGAGUUCAUCGCAUCUUCUGUUGAAGAUUCAAGCAACCUGUAAUUUCGACAUGGCUUUGUUACUUGUUAGGUUGGUGCUAUUUUUAUUGCAAUAGAACUAAUAUUUUUAUUGCAAUAGAAUCAAUUAAGUGUUUGUCUAUCAAA
Molecule: messenger RNA, 4259 nt
Organism: Musa acuminata subsp. malaccensis (wild Malaysian banana)
Lineage: Eukaryota; Viridiplantae; Streptophyta; Magnoliopsida; Zingiberales; Musaceae
Biological process (GO): tRNA methylation
Cellular component (GO): cytoplasm
Molecular function (GO): protein binding
Source: RefSeq, a predicted model, not a curated record